This is a messenger RNA of Oxyura jamaicensis (ruddy duck), 4158 nucleotides long. RefSeq names its product ubiquitin conjugating enzyme E2 G1 (gene UBE2G1). Lineage: Eukaryota; Metazoa; Chordata; Aves; Anseriformes; Anatidae. Bases 16 to 870 code for a protein of 284 amino acids. The transcript has 6 exons. Gene Ontology annotation, biological process: proteasome-mediated ubiquitin-dependent protein catabolic process; protein polyubiquitination. The record is from RefSeq and is a predicted model, not a curated record. Gene Ontology annotation, molecular function: ubiquitin conjugating enzyme activity.
AGUGACCUUCUCAAGAUGGCGGCCGAGGCCAGGCUCGCCCCGCCUCCCCGCCCGAUAUCCCCUCUCAAGAUGGCGGCGCGGAAGGGCCGACGGCGGUGCGGAGUGCGCCUGCGCGCCGCGGCCCGGAGUGCAGCGAAAUUCCUGGCGGGCGGGGGGAGGAGGAGGAGGGCGGCUCGGAGCCACGGCCGCUCGCCCCUGGCAGGGACCCUGCGUGCUGUGGCGGCGGCCGGCGCGGAGCCAGACCCCCGGGGGGCGCCGUGCGGGCGGGCUGACGGCCACUCGCCGCCUCCUCGGGCGCUCGCAGCACCGGGAGCCGCGCCGUCCCCGGGACUCCCUCCCCGGGCGGAGAGGGGGAGAAUGACGGAGCUCCAGUCCGCCCUGUUACUGCGGAGACAACUGGCAGAGCUCAACAAAAAUCCAGUGGAAGGCUUUUCAGCGGGCUUAAUAGAUGACAAUGAUCUUUAUCGAUGGGAAGUCCUUAUUAUUGGUCCUCCAGAUACACUAUAUGAAGGUGGUGUUUUCAAGGCUCAUCUUACUUUCCCAAAAGACUAUCCACUGAGGCCACCAAAAAUGAAGUUCAUCACAGAAAUCUGGCAUCCGAAUGUUGACAAGAAUGGUGAUGUCUGCAUUUCAAUUCUUCAUGAGCCUGGAGAAGACAAAUAUGGCUAUGAAAAACCUGAGGAACGCUGGCUUCCUAUUCACACAGUGGAAACUAUAAUGAUUAGUGUAAUUUCUAUGCUGGCAGAUCCCAAUGGCGAUUCUCCUGCUAAUGUUGAUGCAGCGAAAGAAUGGAGAGAAGACAGAAAUGGAGAAUUUAAAAGAAAAGUUGCCCGCUGUGUAAGAAAAAGCCAAGAAACUGCUUUUGAGUGACACUUAUUCAGCAGCUAGUAGCUUCACUUUUUUCAGGGUCUCCAAUUGAGAAACAUGGCACUGUUUUUUUCCUGCACUCUACCCACCUAUUGCUGGACUUCUGUUGUUACAAGUUGGCAAACACUGGCUGGAACUGGGCUGCAAUAAAACAUGCCAGUUAUCAAUGCUGACAAGAGCCUAACAAGUGCCAACACAAGAUGAUUACGCAUUUUGAAAUCUAAUGAACUGCUUUAACCUUCAGGAAGAAUUGUAAAGAUGUGUACAUAGCACAACAUGAUCCGGAUAAUAUAUAUACUGUUCAUGUACAUCCACAAAUACACAUUGUACCAAAUAAUGCUGUCUGUAGUUAGGAAUAGAAUCGUGUAAAUUCUAAAGAUUUUAGCAGGUUUUUCUCUCCCUAUUCAUUGUUUCCUAUCAGUUUAAAAAAAAUCGAAACAACAAACAACAACUUGUGAAGCAUGUCAGACUAAAACCAAUUAGGAUUAAAGUCUUUUUUUCCACUUUAAUUUUCCUUUGACCCACUGAGGCUUAAUUAAAAUCUCUUGCUUAUUGAAGUUUAGUAUCUCUUUUGUUUUUUGGAAAUGUGCUCCCUUUUAUUCCCUCAUCAGAACUUAAAAUUUUCCUAAUUAAACCUGAAGGGAUUUGCUAUCAAUUACUUGUGUCUUCUUUUAUGAUGACCUCUGUAGUCUCAAAGGUGCUCUUUUUUCCUUCAACCCUCUUUUUUUUAAAAAAUAAAAAUAAAAUAAACCCAAUUGCACAUGCUUCUUGAAUUGGGUAUAGCAAUAAGACUGGCCAUGGAGCACCCUUGAGCAGCCUGCUGGGUUUUUCCCUUCCAAGGGACUUGAGUGUUUUCAUUUGGAAGUUGAAUUGACUAAGUUAGUCCAAGAUGGGAUGAGCUGCUUUUUUUAUGGGUGACUUUUUUUUUUGCCUUUUGCAUUGCCUGUUUGUGGGGUGGGGUGUGUGAGGGAGACUUGUUUUAUCUCAAGGUUGAUUUCAAGCAUGCGCAUCUGUAGGCUUUCAAAUGACUAACUUCUGGGUUUGGUAUCAAAAAUAGUUUUCUCCUUAUCCCUUUUCUCUCUUCUGUGGCCCUUCAUAUUCUUUGCCUUCUACUUCAGAGUUUCCUCACCUAAUGUACAAAGAAAAUUGCGAUGUAUAUUUUCAUGUAAUUUGAUUUUUGGAAUUCUGUCACCUUCUGUAGUGAGUUCUUCCAAAAUAUAAUUUUUUCCAAUAAUGAUGUGUCAAACUGGCUGUCUUCAGUAUCUCAAUAGGAAGGGGGAGCUGCAGUUGGAAUGCAGCUUACUUGAACAUCUUCAGCAACCUGACAUAAGCAAACUUCUCUUUAACUUGACAUACUGUGUUUAAUCUUGAAAUUAAAAAAAAAACAAACACUUUUUUUUUUCCAGUUGGAACCAUCCUUGUCCCUCCAGUGAGCAAAUAGUAAUCUCAGAGUAUCUGAUACUGGAGUUUCCCAAGCAUGCCUGAAACACCUUUCUACCAAAGAAACUUUAUAGAAGAUUUUGCAACUACCUGACUGUUCUCUGCUCUGUCACAGGUUUGUUUUAUCACAGCUUUUAACAGCAGAGUACUAAUAAAUAAAGAGUUCAGUGUUAAGAAUUAUCUUGUAAGAAGCAUUCAGUACUAAUUUUUCUAGCUGUGGCUGGUCUUCAUUUCAGGUUGCAAUAUGCAUAUACUAAAAGGCAUAGCUGCAGGUUUCUUGUGGGGAGGGCUGAGGUGGGAGAAAGGAGAUGGUUAACAGUGGCAAGAUAGGGUAUGGGACAAAAAGAGCCAUUGCAGUAUAAUAAUUAAGACUUAGAAGUGGAGGCAUUACUUCCUCCUACAGGUAUUUUAGAUAAACAGAUGUGUUUAAUGUUCAUAUUUACAUACUUGCUAACAAAGUAUCUUGAGAAACCAUUAUAUUUGCUUUUAGUUGGAUAGCCUUCUCAUAUAUAGAGAAAUGUGCACAGUAUUUUAGAUCUAUUAGUGCUCAGACACAAUUGCUGAUUCUAGUUCCAUUUUGACUGCUUGUCUAAAACUGUCUGGGAGGAAGUUUCUUGCCCACCAGCUCACUACCCUUUCUCAGUUAUUGAAGAGUUAGGACUAUGCAGGAUCCCAGCAGCAUGGUGCUAUUCUUUCCAUAAACAAAGUAUUGGAAGAAGCUGCUGCUCCUGAAUCGAGUAGUGGAGGGCUACUUCACUGGCUGCCUUUCUACAUUUCCAUAGUGCACCUAAAGAGCUGGCAGUAAUGCAAGACAUUUGUUACAUGCUGCUUACAUCAAGUUGAGUGUUCUAUGCUUUGUCUUGCUGAGUAACAUACAUAGUUCAAAAUUAAUUCAUCUGUAGACUUCACAAAAUAGUUAAAAGCUUUUGUUUUUCUCAUUUAUUCUCUAGAAGAGCUACUUGUGUAUUCCUUUUAGGGUAGGCCUGGAAAUGUUAGUCUUGCACCGGUUGUAUGGAAGAACUGUUCUUUCUAUAGCAGGGUUGCUACUGCUCUUGUAAAUUUGAAUACAAAAGCAGUUGCAUUUGGCUUACCCAAGAUGGUUUGUGAUUCUAUACAAACCAGAUAUUUCAAAUGAAGGAGUGUUAAUGUGAGAUACUGUUAAGAGGUGCAAGAUGCAGGUAUUAUGGAUGAUCAGUGACGUAAUGAAAGAGGCAUAGAAGAUAUUGGGGGCCGAGUGUCUAGUUUGUAGAAAGCUUCUGGUUGGCACAGGAGGGACCUAUUCAACUUUUCUGUGAUCACAGUUGGCUUUUUCUUCCUGGCCCACACAUCAAGGGGAUCUGGCUACGAUGCUGAUUGAUAGGACCAGAAAUUUCUAACUUAGCUCAAGAUACGAACACCAUUGAAGAGAUGCAGUAUGUGCAAGUAGUCCUAGAGUACUUGCUGAACAAUCAAGUAAACGGGCAUUUAAAAUCAUUUUCACUUGUACCAAGAUCUUGCAUUUAGUUUGAUUUAUGUAGACAAUCACAGUACCGGAUGAUAAAUUACUCUUUUCUUAGUUCUCUGGAGACUUGGCUGAGGUUUUGUUCUGUUUUUUAUUCCCAACAAACAGUGGCUUGCUUUCCAGAUAAUACUGCAUCGCUGGGGGAGGGGGUAGGAAAAGCAUGGAAUUUCAAUAAAUAUCGAAGUAUUAUGGCCAUCCUAGUUCCUUUUUAUAUCUCUCCAUGCUGUCCCUUAUGCAUCAGAGAAGACCUCUGUAUAAAUCAGGCUGUUAAGCUAUUACUCUUUUCCUGCUGCUGUGAUGCCUGGAAGAUGCUUACUGAAACUAGAAGAUCAAUAAAUGUGGAAUGUUAA